AGUGGCCUCAAAAUAUUGUUUACUUUCUCAGUCGGAAGCCGGCGACUUGAACCCUGUGGGAUAUUUAAACCAGAUCUGGUCCAGAUAGAAUCUUCAUCUCAAAAAUGUCAUACAGAGCGACAAAGUCCGGCCUGGCGGCUGAGGCCCAAGGAAAGAUCAAGGGUAAAUAUGACCAGGUUGAAGCACAAAGAGCUCUUGAUUUCAUCAGCAGAAAAACUGGAGAAAGUUUUAACACAGCAGGAGACAUGGACAAUUUCCAGAGUCAACUCAAAGACGGUGUCAAACUCUGCAAAUUAGUAAAUGCGAUUAAACCAGGGUCCAUUUCAGCGAAGAAAUAUGAAAAAAGUCCAACUUUACCAUUCAAACAAAUGGAACUUAUUGGUCUUGCCAUUGAUCAAAUGAAAGCAUUGGGGGUCCCAGAUCAUGAAAUGUUUGCCACUGUGGACUUACACGAGGCCCAGAAUCUCCAUCAGUGCGUUAUUGGAAUAAGCGCUCUAGCCAGGAAGAUUGGUGCAUAUGGACCUAAGGAGGCAGAAGCUAACAAGCGUGAUUUCACAGAAGAACAACUUAAAGCUGGACAGAAUAUUAUUGGUCUACAGAUGGGUACUAAUAAAGGUGCUAACCAAUCAGGAAUGAAUAUCGGAAACACCCGGCAUAUAGUCGACUAAACCAUCCAAUCAAUUCAUUGUGCAAGAUAUUCGCAACUCAAGCAUUUACAAUUAGGUUUUUGCUUAGUUUUUGAGCAACCGUGCUACUGAAUAUUUCGCUUCUUUAAAUCAAUGCUAACAACAAGCGAUAAUAGUUUUUUUCAUAAUUGUAUUUGCUCACACAGUUCAGUGUAUGUAAAGAUUUAAAAAAUUCGACCAAAUCAUGAAUUUUUACUUGGAAGCAGGCUUUUGUUUUCAUUCGCAAUAUUGAUUAGGGCAGUAUAAACACGGAAAGGGACCAAUGAUGACGUAUUACACUUACGUCAUAAACCAUUUUAUUGUUAUUUAGCUGAUUUACAUUAUUGUUUACAUGGUUUAUAUAAUAAACUUUUUAUACAAUAAAA
This is a messenger RNA of Saccostrea echinata, 1051 nucleotides long. RefSeq names its product myophilin-like. Bases 105 to 668 code for a protein of 187 amino acids. Lineage: Eukaryota; Metazoa; Mollusca; Bivalvia; Ostreida; Ostreidae. The record is from RefSeq and is a predicted model, not a curated record. Gene Ontology annotation, molecular function: protein binding. The transcript is spliced from 4 exons.